Messenger RNA from Sorex fumeus (smoky shrew), 3513 nucleotides. It is a transcript of the gene PRKAR1A, whose product is annotated as protein kinase cAMP-dependent type I regulatory subunit alpha. The record is from RefSeq and is a predicted model, not a curated record. Gene Ontology annotation, molecular function: cAMP-dependent protein kinase regulator activity. Gene Ontology annotation, cellular component: cAMP-dependent protein kinase complex. Gene Ontology annotation, biological process: regulation of protein phosphorylation. NCBI's taxonomy places the organism in Eukaryota, Metazoa, Chordata, Mammalia, Eulipotyphla, Soricidae. The transcript has 11 exons. The coding region runs from base 107 to 1249 and encodes 380 amino acids.
CGGAGCGGGAGACGCGCCGGGAGGGAAUCGCCGAGAGCGCCGGGCCUGUGUCUCAGGUCUCCGCCGCCGCCGCAGCCCCGAGCCCGCCCGCCGCCCCCAGGAGACCAUGGCGUCCGGCAGCAGCGCCUGCGAGGAGGAGCGCAGCCUCCGCGAGUGUGAGCUCUAUGUCCAGAAGCACAACAUCCAGGCCCUCCUCAAAGACUCCAUCGUGCAGCUGUGCACGGCCCGGCCCGAGAGACCCAUGGCCUUCCUCAGGGAGUACUUUGAGAGACUGGAGAAGGAGGAAGCAAAACAGAUUCAGAAUCUGCAGAAAGCAGGCUCCCGGGCUGACUCGAGGGAGGACGAAAUCUCUCCUCCUCCCCCAAACCCUGUGGUGAAGGGCCGGAGGCGACGUGGGGCAAUCAGUGCUGAAGUGUACACGGAGGAAGACGCAGCAUCUUAUGUUCGAAAGGUUAUACCCAAAGAUUACAAGACAAUGGCUGCUCUAGCCAAAGCCAUUGAGAAGAAUGUGCUGUUCUCACACCUAGAUGAUAACGAGAGAAGUGACAUCUUUGAUGCCAUGUUUCCAGUUUCCUUUAUCGCUGGGGAGACAGUUAUCCAGCAAGGUGAUGAAGGGGAUAACUUCUAUGUGAUUGACCAAGGAGAGAUGGAUGUCUACGUCAACAAUGAGUGGGCAACCAGCGUUGGGGAAGGAGGGAGCUUUGGAGAACUCGCUUUGAUUUAUGGAACACCUCGAGCUGCCACUGUCAAGGCAAAGACAAACGUGAAAUUGUGGGGAAUUGACCGAGACAGCUAUAGAAGAAUCCUCAUGGGAAGCACACUGAGAAAGCGGAAGAUGUACGAGGAGUUCCUCAGUAAGGUGUCCAUUUUAGAAUCUCUGGAUAAGUGGGAGCGCCUCACGGUGGCCGAUGCUUUGGAACCUGUCCAGUUUGAAGAUGGGCAGAAGAUCGUGGUUCAGGGAGAACCAGGGGAUGAGUUCUUUAUUAUUUUAGAGGGCUCCGCGGCUGUGCUUCAGCGUCGGUCAGAAAAUGAAGAGUUUGUGGAAGUGGGAAGAUUGGGGCCUUCGGAUUACUUUGGUGAGAUCGCUCUGCUGAUGAACCGUCCUCGGGCAGCUACGGUGGUGGCGCGGGGCCCGCUGAAGUGCGUGAAGCUGGACCGACCAAGAUUCGAGCGUGUGCUCGGCCCUUGCUCCGACAUCCUUAAGCGGAACAUCCAGCAGUACAACAGUUUCGUGUCUCUGUCUGUCUGAACUCUGCCUCCUGUGCCUCUGCCCUGCCCUGCCCCUGCACUCCGCUUUCUCCCCCUCUCGGCGCGCCACGCCACCUCUGGCACCGCAGCUUCUCGUCGGUUUCUAUUAAAAAGUUGCUUUUCUCGCACCAUUUUUAAUUUGGAGCAUUCGCCGAGUGCUCACACACACAGUUAAAUAAAUAGAAAGAGUUCUCUGGAGACUUGGCUGUCCCUGCUUCUCUUUGUGCAGUGUUAGUGUCCUCUCGGCAGAGCGUGCCAGGCUGUGUGGCGCAGGCACCUGCCUGCACCAAAUGAAUUACUGUUGAGUGAUGAUGUAACAGUGCAUCAGUGAUAUUUUUAAGUGACACCAUUUUUCCAGUUACAUGCAUAGUUUAGACGGUGGCCAUCGAUGCUGUGUUUCUUAUAGAUUAAAUGAUUUCUCAUUGAGCUAUAAGGAAAAACGGAUAUAGAAGAAUCUUAGUAGUAGGAAGACAUCUGCCUGUAUUUAAUCUCGAGUAAGGGUGGAAAGAUGCACGUUUUUUGGCUGAUUUCUAGACAGAUACGCUGUUUUUGUUUUGUUCUUCCCUCUCUUUAACCAGAAUCUACAUUGUUGUCAAGUUAAUUUGCCUGGUGUUGUUUUUUGCUCCGAUUUUGAAGUAGGUUUAGGAGUGGGCUGUCUUACCUAUGUGUGCUGUUUUGAGUUUGAAACCAAAUCAUAGAUUGGGUUCUGAUUUAACUACACCUGCCUCAGCUCACAAAUUCUGAUUAGACCUUCAUUGAUCCAGCUAGUGCCAAAUACUGAUGAUCAGAUGCUGAACCGAGAAUAAGAACUUGAGGUCUGCAACUCCAGAUGGUUAACUUAGAGCCUUUGGGUCAUGGCCAGCUUCAGUUAACUCCAGGGGACCCUUUUGCUGGUGACACACUGGUCCCAGGGGAUCAGAUAUGCUGGGAAUAGCCCGCCCCGAUGGCCUGAAUGAACAUCACACAGAAGAAGGGAGCUGUGGUCUUGCUGCAGGGAAGAAAGGGGCAGGUGCACUUGGAGCUCAGUGUUGGGAACUCUGCCCUACUUGUUGGGGUGUGAGAUUUGGGAAGAAAUUCUUUGCUUGAACCUAUUUCCUCCUCUUUACAUCGCCAGGACUUUAGGGGAUGGGGGGGGGGCGGGGUUGGGGGUAUGUGUCUGCGUUGUAUCAAAUUGACCUAAAAGGCCAUCCUGCUGAAAAGCUCUGUUUUUCUAUCUAACCUCUUUGUCAAACUUUUUUUUUUUUAAUCGUCAGCUUGUCUUUCGAGUCUUAACUGUUUUUCAGUAUUUCCAGCCUUAUCAACCUUUAUGUGUUACAUUAUUCCAUGUGCACCAAUGAUACCUAAUGGUUAACUUUUUAUUGUUAUUUUUUUAAACAAUCUUUCACAGUUCUGUAAUGUAGGCACUUUUAUUUUCAUUGUGAUUUAUAUAUAACAUAGGGUUAUAUUUGGGAGUGACUGCAAGCAUUUUUCCAUUUUUUGUGCAACUGGCUUUGAUUACUAAUCCUUUUCUGCCCUUUCCCAGGUAAAUUAAUUAGUCAUGGUAGCUUUCUUUCCCAUAGAUUUGAAUUUUUUUUUUUGGUUGUGACUAAGUUUGGAGUAUAAAUCUGGGAGAGGAGUCUUACAUUUUAAUGUGAGAUAGAAAGUCACCUUAUAAAUUUUUAAUAUUCAAAAUUAUUAAAUGAGGGUUUUCUGAUCUGUACUUAAUCAUUGUGUUUAGCUACCUUUUUAUAUUUAAAGUAAAAAUUAUAUUCUUAUUAGCUUAAAGCUUAAUUUGAUAUUUGUUUAAAUGCCAAAACUGUACUGAAAUGAGUUACUUAGAAUGCCAUAAAUUUGCACAAUUUCACAUAUGUACAUAAUCAUGUUCUUGUAUAUUUAGGUACAUAUAAUGCUUUCGAGAUGAGUUUUGCUCUUAAACCAUUUGACUUGCUGUUUACUCCCUUUUGUCGUUUCUAAGAAAUUUUCAGUCUAAAUUGACAAAUUAUCACAUUUAAAGCUUUAUCUUUGUGCAAUCUGAGUAUGUGAGAAAUUACGAUUGGUAUAAUUUGUUUUAUUUGAUAUCCAGAGCUUUAGAAGUCAUUAAUUUUGGGCUUGGUAUGUUGAUUUUAUGAGACCUGUUGCUUUAGGAGGUAUAGAUGGCCAAAGGACCAUUUUGUAUUGUUUCCUGGUUACUAGUCUGAUUAUACUGUGUGUGCUAAUAUAUUCUCUUCUUUUUGUUAUAGAUUGUCUUAAUGGUAGGUCAACUAAUAAAAAGAAAAAUUAAUUUAA